AUGGUGGUGCGCCGCAGCUAUGCUGGUCUGCUGCGGGGCACUUACUUCGAACCGCGGAAGGUGACGAGACUGGAAGACCUCAGCGAAGCAGAUCAGGAGGCACAAAGCUCGGCAGAGUUGGGCUUGGGUGGAUCUGUCACACCCGAAGCUACUAGCAGAUGCCCUCAGCGCGCCACCAACCCAGCUUGGUGCGUCUUCUAUGGCGUAGGGAUCAUUGGGAGCCUGGUGCUCUAUGGAAUUUUUCAGGAAGGCAUCAUGACGGUCCCGUAUGAUGGAUCUCUCUUCACCUUCUCAGUCUUCCUAGUUCUCUGCAAUCGCCUCGCUGCAGUCCUCUUUGCCGUGAUCAUGGCGCAAGUGAAAGGCGAGUCCAUGGGCAAUCAGGCACCCAUCUGGAAGUACCUGAUCGUUUCCUUGUCCAACGUCUACGCCAGUAGCUGCCAGUACGAGGCUUUGAAAUAUGUCUCCUUUGCCGUGCAGAUGUUAGGCAAGAGCUUCAAAAUGAUGCCUGUGAUGAUUUGGGGCAUCAUCAUUUCCGGCAAGUCCUACAGCCUCAGAGAUUGGAUGGUAGCUCUCACCGUGACGGCGGGAUGUACCGAGUUCCUGAUGACAGGACCGACCCAUUCCAAGGUGGACGCCACCAACUCCAUGAAGGGCUUCCUUCUCCUGGGCGGAUUCCUGGCGUUGGAUGGGUUGACCUCCACCUUUCAGGAGAAGCUCUUCAAGGAACAUCAGACCACCAAGUACAACCAGAUGUUGUACAUCAACCUCCUGUCCGCUGCGGUCUCCUUCGUGACACUGCUGGCCACCGGCAACUUCUUGCCAGCCAUCACCUUCAGUAUGGAGCACCCCAAGUUCUUGGCCGACUGCGCCCUUCUGAGUGGGUCGGCAGUGGCGAGCCAGUGGUGUAUCUACUCGCAGAUCAAGGAGUUCGGUGCCCUGGUUUUCGCCGCCACGAUGAACGUCCGGCAGGUGGUCUCCAUCUUGGUGUCCUACGUGAAGUAUCACAACCCAGUGACCGCGCUGCAAAUCUUGGGUCUUCUCCUCAUUUUUGCGGCCUUAUUCUUCAAAUCGAUCGCAGCCAUGUUGGAAGGAAGCAAGUCCGAAAAGAAGCCCUUGAUCAAGGGCAUCAUCGAGGACAAGGUAGAAGGUGUCCCAGCAACAGAUGCCGUGGACAAGAAGGCGAUCGUGAACGACAUCCUUACGGAACGCAUUCGCAAGAUCCAGGGUCUCAACGAGAAGUUUGCCCUGAGAGCGCUCAAAGAGGAACAGCAGGCGCAGGAGGCUUUCCUCUGGGCGAAGGAGGAGGAGGAGCAGCGGCAAAAGCACCGUGAGGAGCGCCUGCGCCGCAGCGCCGAUGCCUUCGAGGUCUUCGCGCGGCGGGCGCAGCGCGAGGCGCGCGAGAAGGACCGCCAGGCGGAGGAGCUGGUAGCGGAGCUGCGGCGGAAGGACCAGCAGGCAGCCGAGGCGGCCAAGUUGGCUGAGGAGAGACGCCUGCAGCUGCAGUCGCGACGCCUGGCGCGGCACCGGCAGCUUCAGAUGGAAGCGGACGCGGCGGCCCGGCAGAGGCGCGCCCAGCUCCGCGCCUCCGCUGAGCAGCGCGCCCUGGCGCUGGACGCGGCGGUCGCCACGGCGCCGCCCAAGCGGCGCCCGGCCACGGCGCCGGCGGGGCGCUUGGACGGUGCAGCGCGGGCGCGGCAGCAAGGUCUUUCUCACUUUGCGGCAAGCUUGGAUUCAGCACAUGGGCACUACUCGGGUUCUUCGCGACCCAAGUCGGCCACAGGUUUGCGACGUGCCUGGUCAGCCCCCGGUACCAGGGCUAGGCCCCGGAGUGCCUGCUGCAUCUCCUGUGGCGCACUGGUGCAGGCUUAG
Molecule: messenger RNA, 1869 nt
Organism: Cladocopium goreaui
Lineage: Eukaryota; Dinophyceae; Suessiales; Symbiodiniaceae
Source: the annotation of a GenBank genome assembly